Molecule: messenger RNA, 2259 nt
Organism: Monomorium pharaonis (pharaoh ant)
Lineage: Eukaryota; Metazoa; Arthropoda; Insecta; Hymenoptera; Formicidae
Product: stromal cell-derived factor 2
Exons: 4
Coding region: 591-1244 (217 amino acids)
Source: RefSeq, a predicted model, not a curated record
AAAUUGAAAAAUACGACAAAUAUUUAAAGGAAAGAAAAAUUUUUUUAGCAGUUUUUUCCCAGUUUCCAAAAAUGUUUCCAAGAAGCCUAAUAGAAAUCAAAAUUGUAUUGAAAUAUGUGAAAUAGGCAUUAAUUCUGUUAAUUUUGCAAAAAAUAUUUCAUUAUCUACAGCAAAUUCAUAUUGAAAAAGGAAUUUUAUAUACAGAAGAGGAAUUUAGGAAAAGAGAAAAAUUGUUGAAAGGUUCUUUCUCUAUUUUAUUUUUCGCUUCUUUCCUCUUUUAUUAAAUGUCAAAUAGAAACAAUCUCGUUAUAUCUCAAUAUAACUGUUCCUUUUAACUGAUUUGUUACUUUUUUCUCUUUCUCUUCACUAGGAAAGGAAAAGGAGGAAAGUGUAGUGCAAGCUGGACGAGCAUCGCAUUCGUGUCAGGUCAGAUCCAGAAGUAUCGUCCAGAACGCAGACACGUGGAUAGUAACCAAUAGAAAGUUGACACGUCCUUACGCCCCCCAUGUAUUAAUUACUAUUGCCGGUGACGGGUUUAUCGUAUAGCUUAAUUCUCCUGUCAAUUGUUGCCAGGAGCACCUGAUCGCGAGAUGGAUUAUAUGGUGCUUUUUUCAAGCCUCGCAGUACUCUUGCUUUACAUAAGUUGGAUUCAAGCCAAGGGAACCCAGCAUGUAACCUGUGGCUCUGUACUGAAAUUAAUGAAUGUAGAUUACAAUGUGAGGCUACACUCCCACGAAGUAAAGUAUGGUAGUGGUAGUGGGCAGCAAUCGGUAACAGGUACCAAUGCCAAAGAAGAUGGUAAUUCCUAUUGGCUCGUUAAAGCUGAAUCAGGAAAGCAGUGUAUGCGAGGGAUGCCGAUUAAAUGCGGAGAUACUAUCAGACUGGAGCAUAUUGCAACAAAGAAGAAUCUUCACUCACAUCUCGUUAGCUCGCCGCUAACCGGAAAGCAGGAAGUUUCUGCCUAUGGGGAUGCCAGAGGAGAGGGUGAUACCGGCGAUAACUGGAUGUUGAUAUGUCACAAUGAUUUUUGGGAAAGAGAUGAUACAAUCAUGCUGAAGCAUAUUGAUACCGAAAAGUACUUGGCUGUUACUGGCAGAACUUAUGGUACUCCAAUUAGUGGACAGACUGAAGUAGUAGGCGAAUACUCUCCAAAUAGUCCACACACGCAAUGGUCGGUAAUGGAAGGACUGUUUAUUCAUCCCAGCGACUUCAAAGCACAGCAUUUUCUGCACACGGAAUUAUAAAGAUAAUUUUUAUAAAUGGUAACUCUUUCUACAAGGCAUGUAUAUAAGCGUUGCAGAGAAUGCGUGAAUAAACUAGGCGAAAGUGCAUCAUUAUAAUGUUAAGAAGUUAUCAGAAAAAGACUUAAAAUGUCAUUAAAUGACAUUUCUUUCUCGAGCGCAAUUUAUUUAUUGUGAUAAUAUUAAUGUUGUAUUUUUUUAGAAAACAGAAUCAGUUCCUUUUAAGUUGAAAAAAAUUACACAGAAUCAGUUGCUUUAAAAUUUUUUGUGAAUAAAAUUAUUUACAUUGAAUUUAAAUUUAACAAUAUUCUGAGCCCUACUAUCACAUUUUGCAUCAUUAUAAAUUUUAAUAUAUAUAUGUACUAUAUAUUUGAAUUAAAUUAAUAAAUUAAAUAAAUUAAAAAGUAUGAGUCUUCUCUUGUGUAUAAAAAUGAUCGUGUUAAAUAAAUUAAAGUUUAAAUAAAUCAAUUAAAAUAAAUUUAUUAUUUAGGAAAUCUAUAUUACUGUCAGGCAUAAAUAACAAAUAAAUCGAAUCAAGUAUAGAGCAUGAAACCGAAAAUUAUCAUAAAAAUAAAAUUAAUAAUAUACUUUAUAUAAAAUAUAUACUUAUACACAUGUUGGGUUAGCCUCAACAAACCUAAGUUCUAAAUCUUAUGUUAUAUUGAGAAAUGUGAGAAAUAAUUUUUAUUUAUUACACAAUCUGGAAAAUAAUUUAUGCUCAAUUAGACUUCUAAUCAAUAAUAUGAUAUUUCUGCUAAUCAUGAGGAGUAUUAAAAAAAAUAGUAGUGAGCUAAUUGGAAAAAUUACAAGUUCGAAAAGAAAUUACUGUAACCUCUUUUUAAGAAUAAUAUCUAUAAAAUUUUUAUUAAUAACUGAAAAUAUUAUUUGAUAAUUGUAAAAUGCGCUCCUAUCUCUGUGUUAUCCAUCAUGUAUGAAUGCAUAAUUAUGUUGUACAUAUGACUGUAUUUAUUGCUAUAUAAGUACAUAAUAAAGAAAUGUGUAUGUGUUAGAUAUUUAA